Molecule: messenger RNA, 2720 nt
Organism: Pygocentrus nattereri (red-bellied piranha)
Lineage: Eukaryota; Metazoa; Chordata; Actinopteri; Characiformes; Serrasalmidae
Exons: 3
Coding region: 267-1091 (274 amino acids)
Source: RefSeq, a predicted model, not a curated record
GAGCAGGCAGAGCUCGAGCCGGACGUCUUCACCACAUCAUCAGCAGACUUCAGCUCUGGGAAAGCACGGUUCUCCAGUUUCCUCUGUUUGGCUAAACUGGCCUGGAGAUGCUCGAUACUCACUGAGCUCUGUAAGCUGCUCACAGGAGGUUUUGCGGUUUGGAGGCAGCAUUUUUAGAGUGUAAGUUCAGUGAGGAGGUGCUCGGAGGGGUCUACUGCUAACCUUAGCUAGUUGAGCGUGACAGAUCCGACCACAGACGAGAACGAAUGGUUUUCCUUCAUACGGACCCAGAAACGCAUGGACUUUGUAUGAGAGAUCUUGGAGGUGAGUCCCACCACUUUACACCAGGGAUAUCAGUGGAAAAGGGAAAGAAGGGUCCCUCUCAUUUGAAAGGCAUCCAUCUCUUCCAGAGCUCCACCAUGUCUCUGGCCUCCUUCCACUUGAUGCAGACCCUAAAGAACUCCCCUGCAGCCCUCCGAAGGCACUUCCGGCGGGACCGCACUGAGAGCCUUUCUCACGGAGACCCCAUCUUCAAGGUACACUAUUUGGGUACCAAGAAGAUCUUCUCCUUGGACCUGGAGCAGGCAGAGGAUGCUAUAGACCGGCUUCUAGAUGGUGCACCUGGCAAGUUAUCCAAGGACCAUGCCCUUGUGGUGCGGCCACGCUAUGUGGAAGUCAAAGAGUUAAGCACAGGGAGGCAGCUCACCAAGACCUACCUGCACGACAUUGCAUACUGUGCUUCGCACACAGCCCGGCCCAACGUGUUCCUCUAUAUCUGCAGGCAGCCAGGUCAACAGCUGCAGUGCAGGGUGUUCUGGUGUAGUCGGGUGGAAAGGGCUAAGGACAUGACUGCGUGCCUGGCAAAAUCAUUUCAGAGGGCAUUAAACGAUUGGCAGGAUGGGUGUGCCACGUUGGCGCAGGCAGAAGGCGUCGCUAAGGAGGACGAGGCACUCAGCAACUCUACCAUGCCCAAAGUGUCAACGUUGCCAGCCAGUCUGGGAAAAGUUCGUUGGAAGAAGAAAGGCUCUGUGUCUCGCAGUCCUCUGAGAGCAAUCACCAGACGGGGAUCAGGAAGUGACAGCUGGCACUGAAUUGUCCAGGUUCAACCCUUCUGCUUGAUCUUUUGACCCCUAUGGGAUCUUACCAACUAGAAGACACUUUCUUGUGUUUGGGGAGGUGGGAGCAGGGAGACGGGAGGUGGGAGGGGAGAGAAAGGCAACAACAGCUGGACUGAACAGAACAGACCACCAAACCUUUCCUCCCAGGAAAGUAGUCUUGAGACUGCAGUCAGUGUUUGAAGUGAUGCCAACUUUGCUGUUUGGUUAUAUGCUGGCCAAUUUUAUUUUAUUCUUCAUCUUAUUGAUGGUAGUGUUGUGUACCAGUGUCGGUACUUUGGGACCAUUAAGCCUAAAAUGCAACGUUGUGCAGACAAAGUGCAUCACCAGUCAACUAAAACCAACCUAACCAGUUGCUAACAGUGACAAGUGUUUUAAUCGGUUUGGCCUGUUCUGAGUACAUAUAUGUUUGGGAAGGGGAUGAGCAUGACUGACAUGACUGAUGAACAUUGAAACAGGAAACGUGUCUGUGUUUGUAUUGGACCUGUCAUGCUGGAGAUUUGUGUGGGAACAGGGAGGAUGCUGGGACAAGAAUAGCAGACAAUAGCAAGACAAUUCCAUCUAAUUCAAGCAUAAAGGUGGAUUACCAUGUUAAAAUACAGUGGCAAAAAUUAGACCUUUCACAUAUACUUUUGGGCCAGUUUUAAGACUUUAAGCAGUGGAAGGGAAAUCAAUGUGAAUUAACUAGCUAGAACUGUAAUAAUCUUUAGUCUUUUAUCAUGAGAACAAAUAGGUUCUGCUAUGUAAGGGCCUAUUUCCCUGCAGAAAAACAUUCACGUUGGAUUCAGUCUUCUAAAGAUUUUCACCAUUUCAUUUGCCUCUGAGCAAAUAGUCAGCAAGGCAGUAAGCCAUGACUUCAAGUACUCUCCCAAAGAGAAAACAAAGUGACUAAGUGGGUAUUCUGCAUUCUUGUGCACGUUUGGUUAGAGAACACAGUGCGCCCUAAGUAGUUUGGAAUUCUUGCCGUGCACCUGCAUUCCGGUAGGGCCAUUCUGGACUCCUUUAUGUCCCUGCCCCUCCUCCUUCCCCUGUCUGCCUUCAUGACUCUGCAAGUUUUGAAGCAAAACAUCAACUCAAGUGUUUUUCUUUUCCACAUUUUGCAGAUUCAUGCUAGUGACUUUUUUGAGACCAAGAGAUUUAAAUGCUGAUUAUGCUAACAACUGCACAGAGAACCUAAGCAGAGUUUUAACAGGGCCAAGCACUUGUCACGUAUCCUCUUGCUUUAUUAGCAUAAACCAUGUGUUCUAAACAGGCUGAAUGGUCCAGAUUUACUGGACCAUUUACCUAGCCCCAUAAGUAUCCAUCUCAUCUAGACAGCAUAUCCUUGCUGUUACAUAUUCUGACUGGACGCAGCUGCAUGUUUCAGUAUCUUAUUGUGCCUGGCCCAAAUAUUACAGCAUCCAGGCAUGUAGAUCAUUAAUUUUCUGGAUAUUUUAAUCCUUGCUGGUUUUAAUCUAAAGCAUAUUAAAGUGUAACCCGUGUUACAAAGAUGCCAGACCUGCUUUCAGGAUCUGUAUGUCUGCUCGAGGGUUUUUAUGUCUAAUAAAUGUGCAUGUUUUUAUUUUAUAUAUUCUGUGUACAUAUUUAAAUAUGUAUCUUAUUAAA